UGUCUUUAUCUCCCGUCAGAUGCUUGUGAACUCACACUGGACCCGAACACAGCCCACAGAAAACUCUCUCUGUCUGAGGACAACAGAGAGGUGACACUGCUUAGAUGCAAUCAAGGGUAUCCUGGUCACCCAGAAAGAUUUGACUAUUGUAGACAAGUGUUGUGCAGAGAGGGCAUGACUGGCCGCUGUUACUGGGAGGUAGAGUGGAAGGAAAGGGUGGAUAUAGGAGUGACAUACAGAGGAAUCACAAGGAGAGGAUGUGGGGAUGAUAGCAUGCUUGGAGAGAACAACAUGUCUUGGUGUCUUCAUUGUGAUGAUAAUAAUGGUGAUGAUUUUUUCUCUGCCCACUUCAACGGUAGACAAACAGGCAUACCUGUCCCCUCUUGCUCUAACACAAUAGGAGUGUAUCUGGACCAGCCUGCUGGCAUUCUGUCCUUCUACGAAGUGUCCCAAGAUGUAGGAGGGACCUCAGACACACUGACACACAUCCACACCUUCCAGCAUACAUUCACUCAGGACCUCUACCCUGGGUUUAUGUUGUAUGAUUAUGGUUCCACAGUGUCUCUGUGUCGGUUAUAGUCUCUUCCCUCCCUACCUUCCUUGCUGCAUGGUGGGAUUGUGGUCUCUAGACUGAGUGACUUUCAAACGGUUGUAUCCUUUGUGUCUGUAUUUUUCCUUGUCAGUGUGUAAAUGCAGCGGGUCUAGGGAGGGUUUUGUUAUCUUUGCCGCCAGCCAGCUAUUGCUGGGCAGCAUUUCUGUUUGGACACAAUGACAGAGAUGACCAAACUCAGAGGUCGUGGGCCAUGGUAUAUGGCGACAGUUUUGACAGAAUGUCAGUUGUUUUUGACAGUCUGUCAAAAACAUGGAAGAAGUGAAAAUCCAAGACAAUUUUAACGCAAACAAUUGUUUGUCAAGUCAGUAAAAAACCUAAUGCAGGUUAAAGAAAAGGGGUCUUCUCUGACCAAGACAUCAACAGGUUGAAGAAUAUCAGAGAACUGAAUGAUGAUGAAGGUUAAAAGAUAAUCAGCAUUGUAGAGAAUAUUUACGUAAAUAACAAAAUAAGAAGCUAUCCACAAAAAUCCAUUGACAUACAGUAGCUCUAUAUCUCUAUGUGUGUAGCAAUAACUGCAGCAUGUUGACUUGAAAUCGAGAAUUCAUGGAGUAUGCAUGCUGUUUUUCUUGUACAUACAUUGUCAUUAAAAAAAAUAUCCCUCCCAUAACUUACACACUCAUAACUCACACACACUCAUAACUCUCUCACACUCAUAACUCACUCACUUUUUUACUAUUACAUGAAUGGGUUGGUAUUUAAUGAUAACCCUGUUUCCGUAUCCCUCCGAGAGCUGAGCUCCAGAAGGUGGGGGUGUUUGCAGAUUAUGAUUAUGUGUUACACGCCUCUACACCCCCACUGGCCUUGCAGUGGCAGUGCAAUGGUCUUUGGGUGGGGCACGGGCACAAUCAAGUUAAUUGUGCACACCUGCAAAGGUGUGCUUAAAAGCCAUGCCUUCAGCCUCAGAAAGGGGCUUGCUUUCUCGUGACAACAUGUGCUACUGUCAAGACUUUUAACGUACAAUUAUUUAUGAAAGUAAAACACUUUACUGUUGGAUUUAAACUCUGUGGUCUGUCGCCAUAUUUUAUUGCAGCUUCCGAGCCAGUCUUAACAUGGGGGCACGUCCGAGACUUCUUGAACCUUUUAGGGAGACGGGACCAGAGUUUUUUGUUCAAUUUUCUUUGUUGUUAAUCUGAGUAGGGUCGUUUUGACCUGUUUUUAGAACUGGUUUUUGCACUCCCUGGAAAGAUUAGUGUGUGGAGAGGCUACCCCGUGGAGAAGGCAUGCUAGCCUCGAGCCCGGUAUGCCUCAGAAGAUGGUAAGGUUAUUCUAGCUAACUCGAAUAGGUCUGUGGAUUGCUUUCCUCGUCAACAUGUCUACCGAUUUUUGACAAACAGCCAUACUCACCACUCUUUUGUCUGGAGCAAUUUUGAGCCAUGUAUUUAACCUGUUCAUUAAGAAAUCUGUAGCUUUUGUACGUGUAGCCUUUAGUGAGAGCUAAUUGCUGCUGAUUGACUGGUCAGUGCAGGUUCAUUAACAGAAAGCAUGUGGUGUUAUAUCUGUGUGGACAUGCCCACUUUGUGUGAAGAUCAGCAUUUUUGAUGCUUAUUAAAUGAGUGAGUUGUACGUGGAACUGACCUUUAGUGAGAUGGUGGUCCACCCACUUUUGUAGAUCACCUGUGUAGGUUGCUAGCCAGGUGAAGGCAGCAACUUUUGUUUGUGUGGUAGUGAGCCACACUAGUGAUCAGUGCUGUGGGUGUGAGCCACACUAGUGAUCAGUGUUGUGGGUGUGGCUUUCCAUUUUGAGUGGUCACAGGUGUGUGCUACACUGAACUUGUUACACCCCCACUGGCCUUGGAGUGCAAUGGUAUUUUGGUGGUGCACAGGCACAAUCAAGUUAAUUGUGCACACCUGCGAAGGUGUGCUUUAAAUCCAUGCCUUCAGCUUCAGAAGGGGGAUUGCUUCCCGUGACAACAUGUGCUACUCUCCAGACUUUCAACAAUUAUUUAUGAAAGUAAAACACUUUAUUUCGGGAUUUAAACUCUGGUCUGUCGCCGUGCUUUGUUGUGGUUUCCGAGCCGUAAACAUGGUCGUAACACCAUGUUUACAUGAAGGAGGUGUAAACUCUGCCCCCUAGAUCAUAUAACCUGUAAAUUAAACAGACAAGGACUUUUGUUUAAUAAUAAAAUAAUCAAGCAACCCAAACGACUAAUGCUUCCUGAAUUAGAAUCUCAACUAUGUGAGAUCUGUGAUAGUUUAAUGUUGUACUGCUGUCAUUUAGCCAAGAGUUAACAAGAAAUCAUUAGGAAAAUAACCCUUAAUUUAAAAAAUAUUGGCCAUUAUACAUAAUUAGAUUCCACUACAUUCUUCAAAGUGUGAUUUCUGUGUUUCUUUUUGGUUUAUUGCUAUACAAUUGCACAUUUAUAGCAUGUUUCGAGGAUACGGUUUAUCAUACUAAUAUACU
Gadus morhua (Atlantic cod) is the source of this 3014-nucleotide messenger RNA. RefSeq names its product stonustoxin subunit beta-like. The transcript has a single exon. Lineage: Eukaryota; Metazoa; Chordata; Actinopteri; Gadiformes; Gadidae. Gene Ontology annotation, molecular function: protein binding. The annotation marks the transcript as partial. The record is from RefSeq and is a predicted model, not a curated record.